Messenger RNA from Hypoxylon trugodes, 1283 nucleotides. RefSeq lists its product as uncharacterized. Bases 561 to 1283 code for a protein of 240 amino acids. The transcript is spliced from 5 exons. NCBI's taxonomy places the organism in Eukaryota, Fungi, Ascomycota, Sordariomycetes, Xylariales, Hypoxylaceae. The record is from RefSeq and is a predicted model, not a curated record.
GAUUUAGUCCGUGUAAAGUGCUUCAAAAGAGCACCUCACUACAAGCUCGUGGCCUACAUGGAGCUAGGACCUUGCUAUGUUCUUCAAUGGUCUGAUUUAAACUCAUCGAUUGCAUCUAGCCACGGUGAGACUUCAAGAGAUAAGGAGUUGUCACUUCCAUGUUGUCUAUUGGGCACAGAAUAGAAGUCACAACCUCACUCUUCUCGUCCUCCCCUUCCCUAGAGCAUUCUUCUUCAUCACCGAGCGAAAAUGCAGGAAGGAGUCUCAUACUAGUGUUGAGUUAAUUCAAUCAUCUAACGAAAUUUCAAGUUACUUGGCUUGAAACUUCUCUCAUUCAAUGUUAUUCGUCAUUUUUGGAAAUGUGAACCUGGGACGAGUAGACUUCACAUUAAGAUCCAGUAUAGCAUCGCUUUACGAGUCUUUUAUGUAACGCAUUUCUUUCUAUACAUCGCUACAAUAACUUCUGUCUCUCCGUCGAUUGACCCAUGAUACCCUUUAAUCCCGCGUAAACCAAAUUUAUACAACACUGGGGUAGUCGGCAACUACUCGCGACCUUCAGGAUGGGGUUGACGGAUUUCUUCUGGAAACUUAGUGCUAUAACCUUGCUGCUGUUUCUAUACCCGGCCAAAGCUAUUGUAGACGAUUGCAAUGGGGUUUUAGUCUCAGAUACACUCCCCGUCCUGGUCAACUAUGGCACACUACUGGAACAUUUACAAGCGCUGCAAAAUAUCGCCGACGAGAACGGUGGAAGCAGAGUGACUGGUUCGGAAGGCCACAACCAAACAAUCGAGUACAUCCAAGACCAGCUCACCUCAUUAGGUUACUACGUCGAAGUCCAGCGCUUCGAAGGUUUAAUGCAAGUCGAAGGCCAUGCCUCUGUCGCAGUGAACGGUGACCUUUUCGAUGUUGAACCAAUCGGGUGGUCUCCUAACGGCAAUUUUUCCGAUCGUCCUCUUAUACCUGUAAAUGGGGCAGGAUGCAGAGCAGUCGACUAUCCACAAGAAGCAUUGGAUAGCAUCGUAUUAGUAGCUGGGGGCGAAUGUUCGGCCUCCGACAAGUCAAUCGCCGCGGGUAAAGCUGGAGCUAAGGCCAUUCUGCUACAUGAAUCCACACAACUUACUCCGAGCAUGGGAGGAUUAGAUGAUCGUCAUAUCCCAUCGGCCAUAAUAUCUGAAAAGGAUGCGCAUCAAAUACGAAGUACGAACAACCCGUUAUGGGCCAACAUCUUAGAAAUUAAGACACAAUAUACGACAGUCUCAAGCUACAACGUGUUUGCAACCUAG